Colletotrichum phormii is the source of this 1272-nucleotide messenger RNA. Its product is annotated as FAD dependent oxidoreductase-domain-containing protein. Gene Ontology annotation, cellular component: cytoplasm. The coding region runs from base 1 to 1149 and encodes 382 amino acids. The record is from RefSeq and is a predicted model, not a curated record. NCBI's taxonomy places the organism in Eukaryota, Fungi, Ascomycota, Sordariomycetes, Glomerellales, Glomerellaceae. Gene Ontology annotation, molecular function: oxidoreductase activity. The transcript is spliced from 6 exons.
AUGGCGACGAGUCCAACUUACACGGCGACGUUACCAGUCGGCAACUCAACAUCUGCGUUCUGGCAGUCCAAACCAGAUCCAGUCAUAAGCAACCACCAGUCCCAUGAAAUUCCGACCUCAGCAGAUGUUGUCAUCAUCGGAGCUGGCAUUUCUGGGGCCUUUAUUGCCCAUCGGCUGCUCACAGAUCAGUCGCCCAACAGACCGAAGUCUGUGUUGAUGCUCGAAGCCCGAGCCGCGGUCAGCGGACCUACAGGUAGAAAUGGUGGACAUAUCAAACCCGAUUGCUACCGGGGAGAAAAUGGCUUGGAAGACGAGAUUGACCUCGUCGAGUAUCGGUCCGCGGAUGUGUACCUGACGGAAAACACCUGGAAAGCCGGACUGGCAUCCUACAACGGCUUCAAGGAAGCAGGUGGUGACGUCUCCGAAAUUACUGUCUUGUCAAAGGCCGAAGCCGAAGAAACACUUCGUAUCACGAGUUGCUAUGGCGCUAUCACGUUUCCCGCUUCAAGUCUCUGGCCGUAUAAGCUGGCUAUGGCCAUGAUACGAAAGUCUCUUGAGGUUGGCCUUCUGUUUGAGACUAAUACCCCAGUGAUGGAAGUUUCUCAAGCCGACAGUGACUCUGGUAGUUGGACUAUCACAACUAGUCGUGGUAACAUCACUACCAAUAAGGUGAUACACGCCACCAAUGGGUAUGCCUCCCAUCUACUGCCAGAACUCGAUGGGCGCAUCAUUCCCCUGAAGGGUCACGUUGCGGCCAUCGCACCUCCGCCCGCUUACGUUGACUUACCGCUAUCUACUUCCUUUGCUUUCGUGUCCGAUAGCAACUACGACUAUCUCGUUCAACGUCCCGGCUCGCAAAAGUUCCUGAUCUGGGGUGGAGGAGAAGGCGCACAUCCGAACGGGCCUGAGGGCGGCUAUGGAGAUUGUGAUGACUCCUUUACCGUCCCCGAGCUACCUGGAAAGCCUGGCCAGUAUCUCAUCGGCGGUUAUCAUGGUCACGGAAUGGCCCGCGUAUUUCUGUCAACGAAAAUCUUCUGCGAGCUUUUCCUCGGCCAAGAAAUCGACUCCCGCGUUCCGUUGCCUUACUUUGAUCUUGAAUCCAGACUUAAAGAGCCAGUUAAUAUGUCCAAAGUGGGGCACAUCUUGUAGUCCGCCGGGUGCUCGAUGACAGGUCCCGCAGAACAUGCGACUGCGUGUAAGUUGGUCUGAUGCAUCGCUUUCGCAUUGUGCUUAAGCGGUAUGCUUCUUCGCUAGGUUUACGUCUGAAAUAAG